Messenger RNA from Polistes dominula (European paper wasp), 1210 nucleotides. Its product is annotated as DGAT1/2-independent enzyme synthesizing storage lipids. The record is from RefSeq and is a predicted model, not a curated record. Lineage: Eukaryota; Metazoa; Arthropoda; Insecta; Hymenoptera; Vespidae. Gene Ontology annotation, molecular function: acyltransferase activity. Gene Ontology annotation, cellular component: membrane.
AAUAUUAAAUACGUGAAACUUUAUCGGAAUGUAAAUAUUUUAUUAUUGUAAAGUUUGAAAAAGAAGAUAAUACAUAUACCUGUAUAAGUAGUGACAGCGCUUUAUUUAAAGACGUCAUCAUUUUGAUUGUUGUGUUUAUAUGUAUAUAUAUAAAUAUACAAAAGAUUAAAAGAAGAUGUUUUCUAUGUCUUUUAAUAUAACAAAAACAAUAGAAGAUGUCAUAGUUGAAUACAUUGAUGUGGAUUUUACACUAUGGCUGACUUGGCUUUUAAUGCCGUUACUUAUAACAUUUUUACUUCCAUUUGUAAUUGUUCUUCUGCUAUAUUUUACUAUUUUAACGUUACACAUAUACAGAUCACACAGAGGAAGAAUUCAAAAUGCUUAUGGAACUGAUUGGAAAUUUGCAGCUCAAUCCGUUACUGGUGCUAUUUGGGAUGCACAUGGAUGGAUUUGGCAUGGAUAUGAAGUUGUUGGUUUAGAAAACAUACCAAAAGAUGGUGCAGCUAUGUUGAUAUUUUAUCAUGGAGCAAUACCCGUUGAUGUCUAUUAUUUUCUAGCCAAAGUAUUUCUAUAUUAUUCAAGAUUAAUCUACACAGUAGCAGAUCGUUUUCUUUUUAAAAUUCCGGGCUGGUCUAUUAUGUCUGAUGGCUUACGUGUAUUACCUGGAACAAUUCAGACAUGCUCAUCCAUUUUGAAAGAAAAACAUUUGCUUGCUAUUUUACCAGGUGGUGUUUAUGAAGCACAAUUUGGAGAUUCUUAUUAUAAACUUUUAUGGAAGAAAAGGAUAGGUUUUGCAAAAGUUGCAUUAGAUGCUAAAGUUGAUAUAAUUCCAAUAUUCACAAGAAAUAUCAGAGAAGCAUUUAGAACAGUAACUUGGGGUCGUAGAAUAUUUUUGCGUUUAUACGCAGCAACAAGAUUACCCAUAGUUCCAAUUUAUGGUGGUUUUCCUGUAAAAAUGGUAACAUAUGUAGGUAAACCAAUUCCUUACGAUGAAAGUCUUACACCAGAACAAUUACAAAAGAAGGUCGCUGCAGCUGUAGAAGAUUUAAUUAAUGAGCAUCAACAAAUACCAGGAAGUAUUACACGAGCCUUGUUAGAAAGAGUUUUACCUCCUAAGAAGAAAACUCAAUAAUUAUGGAUUUUAGAAACAUAUCCAAAUGAAUCCAAUGAAAAUCAUCCAUAUAUGAUAUUUAUAUAUGUUACUAUAGGA